Hippocampus comes (tiger tail seahorse) is the source of this 1470-nucleotide messenger RNA. RefSeq lists its product as uncharacterized. The coding region runs from base 81 to 1010 and encodes 309 amino acids. The transcript is spliced from 7 exons. The record is from RefSeq and is a predicted model, not a curated record. Lineage: Eukaryota; Metazoa; Chordata; Actinopteri; Syngnathiformes; Syngnathidae.
AUUUUACGGGCGUUUCUUCAUAUCUUUGAUGGGAACCAUCCCGGGACUCACUUGCACAAAUAAGUCGCAUCGUAAUAAAAAUGAAGGACGCAGUUUUUCCCCGAAUCUUUGUCAUCAUCUUGUGUGCAGUGGUUUUUGUUGCCGUUUUGGUCGUUAACGGCUUAGCAGGGGCGGGUAGAGGUGCCUUCCAUUCCUCAACAGGCAAUGUGUCAGCCCGUUAUGAAACAGACAUCACACCUGCUGGCUGGACCUUCUCCAUUUGGGGUGUUAUUUAUACCUGGCUCUCCUUAAUGGUCUUAUAUAUCACCCUAUUUGUGUUCAGGGGAUCCUGGGCUCAGUGUUUGCUGCCGUACACCUUCUAUUUCUUCUGGCUGCUCAGCAUUGUGCUGAAUAUGAUAUGGCUGCUGUUGUGGGACAGAGAGUUGAUGCUGUCAGCAUUGGUUGUAUUGAUCCUGAUCGUGAUUUCCAACUAUAGUGCCUUGAGUAUCUGUUGCUUUAUCACGGAUUACUAUGGACUCUGGCUACACACCUAUUAUCCCAAAGAUCUGACCUGCGUAACAAUUCUGGUCCAGAAUGGCUUGGCUCUCUACACCACGUGGACAUCCAUUGCUUCUUUGAUCAACUUCACCCUUGUUCUUCAAUUGUGGGGUGUGGUCAGGAGCACAGCCGCAACGGUGUCCCUUUGCCUCCUGUUUGCUGAGCUGGUGGGCUGGUUUAUUCUUGAAAACUGGGUACUGGACCGUUGGGUGCGCAACAUUCUGACAGUGUACCCGGUUGUGAUCGUGGCGCUGCUUGGAAAUGUUUUAAAACAUUUUGAUCCAGUGGACCCCAGCCCAAAUGCCAUCUUCAUGGUUGCUCUCCUGGUGUUGGCAUGCAUCCUGCUGGUGUUCCGAGUAUGUAAUGUCAUCUGGAGAAACAAAAGGCGACCCCUCUUUUCUCCGGGGUCAACACGGCCGCUGAUUUCGCCCCUUGAUGCAAGCAAAUUCAAGAUACAAUUGAGAUUCUGUUGAUACUCAAAUCUUGACUUCAGGAUCUUAUGACGGAAACAUACAGUACCCUAAAAUGGGAUCACUGUAGAGGUGGAUGAUGUUACUCGUGCUGUCUACUUUAUGCAAUACGUAACGCAAGCUAAUGUGGUAUCGGAUUGUUUAAUGGACACAUCUUGUGUAUGUCCAGUAUUUAAUUCCUAUUGUUACAUGGACGUACAGUACUGUGUCACUGCUGCCAAACAAACAGGAAGGCUUUGUGUCUCCUGUAUACUACCACUACGUAUAAUCAUUAUCUCAAUAAAUAAAGGAUCGCAGUGUGAUGUUUUGAUACCUUGAUACUACCAAGUUACAAAUAGCUGGUCGCAGCUCUAGUUGUAAUUAUGAGUGAUUUGUUAUUUAUAUACACAAUGAUGAACUCAUUCGGUACCAGCCAUUUCAGACCCUUCUUAUCCCCUCCCACGCCAUGCCAAAAUUUAAAAUU